Messenger RNA from Oncorhynchus mykiss (rainbow trout), 2169 nucleotides. Lineage: Eukaryota; Metazoa; Chordata; Actinopteri; Salmoniformes; Salmonidae. The record is from RefSeq and is a predicted model, not a curated record.
ACUGUUUCUGAAGCUCGUAUAUAAACAACGCAGAAUGACCGAAACAGCAAUUAGGUAGUCAUUCCUGUUUAUUCUUUACCAAGCUCUCGAAUUUAGGAUGUUAGCAUAAAAAACGCUAUUUAGGAUGUUAGCAUAAAGAACGCUGUCCGAUCAAGACCAGAGAAGCCCCAGAAGACGACGGAACCGAUCUGGCAGCGGCAGUCGAUCUCGCGACUCCAGUCCAGUCUUUGGUCCCAUGCCCAAGGCCCCCCAAAAUGAAGAAGAGCAUAAACCUCCUCGAAUAUUCGAGAUAGAGAGAAAUGACAAAGGGUUUCGUACGGGAAAAAAAACCCCGCGAGAGGUACAGCAAUCAGCGAUGUGGCGGCAGGAAUGAUGAUCCACGCCAGAGACAAAACGCCUUCAUCUCGGGCUCUGAGGACCAUUCACCAGUUGAAGAGUAUGUGGAAAACAGAGGCUCAGAUUCAAGCUCAUCGGAUGAGGAAGUGAAAAAGAAGAGCAAAAAGUCAAAGAAGUUCAAGAAGAAGAAGACUAUGAAGAACCGCAAGCAGUCAGCGAGCGACGGGUCAGAGGAGGAGGACACCAACGGGGAUCUGUGGGUGGAGAGGACCUGCAUUGACAAACACAUGGUGGGCCCAGAGGCCCCAUUCACCCACCUGUCCCAGGACGACAAGCCUCUCGAGUGAGGGUGCCGCUAUGGCAGAAUAUGUGAAAGCAAGCAAGCGUAUCCCAAGAAGAGGUGAAAUCGGGUUGACUAGUGACGAAAUCGCAACCAUUGAGAUGUCUGGCUUCGUGAUGAGCGGUAGCAGACAUCGUCGUAUGGAGGAUGUGCGUCCGAGAAAGGAAAACCAGAUCGACAGUGUGGAUGAAAAGAGAGCCUUGGCAUCAUUCAACCAGGAGGAAAGAGGGAGAGCAAAAUCCUCUCCAGCUUCAGAGAAAUGGUGUACAGGAAAACUAAAGGCAAAGAGGACAAAUUAGCCUUUUUGUUCCUCCCCUUUCGGGAACUUUCAGCUUCGGAUAACUUUUUCUCCCAGCAUUAUCUUUCGUUGUUUUUUUUUCUCAUCGUUUCGUGAUUUGAGAAUGUUAUUUCUUUCCUCUUUGUAUUGGGAAUUAGGCUUAUAUUACUUAUAUUUUAAAACCUCUCUGACACAGUGGACUAUUUUGUUUAUUUAGAAAGUAGUCAAUUGAAUAUUGGAAAGUGCUUGUUUGUCACAAAGCAAACAUUUUCAAAGAUGAGCACAAGACUGGACCAUGCAGAUGUAUGGUGUAUAGAUUUGGAGACCCAUCCGGAAAGCCAUUUUGUAUUGGGCUAUUACAAUACUGUGCAUCUGUAACAGUAUAACUUUAGACCGUCCCCUCGCCCAUACCUGGGUCCGAACCAGGGACCCUCUGCACACAUCAACAACAGUCACCCACGAAGCAUUGUUACCCAUCGCUCCACAAAAGCCACUUAGUGUACAAAACAUUAGGAACACCUGCUCUUUCCAUGACAUAGACUGACCAGGUGAAGGCUAUGAUCACUUAUUGAUGUCACUUGUUAAAUCCACUUCAAUCAGUGUAGAGGAAGAGACCGGUUAAAGAAGGAUUUUUAAGCCUUGAGAGAAUUGAGUUAUGGAAUGUGUAUGUGUGCCAUUCAGAGGGUGUAUUGGCAAGACAAAAGAUUGCUGUGCCUUUGAACGGGGAAUGGUAGUAGGUGCCAACCGCACUGGUUUUCGUGUCAAGAACUGCAACGCUGAUGGGUUUUUCACACUCAACAGUGUAUCAACACCCGUUGAAUAUGGCCGCCACCCAAAGGACAUCCAGCCAACUUGACACAACUGUGGGAAGCAUUGGAGUCAACAUGGGCCAGCAUCCCUGUGGUACGCGUUCGACACCUUGUAGAGUCCAUGCCCCAAUGAAUUGAGGCUGUUCUUUGGGCAAAUGGGGGCGCAACUCAAUAUGAGUAAGGUGUUCCUAAUGUUUUGUACACUCAUUGUAAUUCAAAUCCAAUCCAUCCAAGAACCUUCUACCUAUGUAACGUUUAACGUAGGAAACAUGUAUGUAAUAUCACAUAUUCAGAAUGAAUAAAUAAUUUAAAAAUAGUGGGGCUUUAUGCAAUAGGUGUAUUUAGUUGAUGUUUAAAAUUAGGUUGGAUCUUUCUCUGGGAAAUGUAUUAAAUACUGAACAAAAAUA